Messenger RNA from Xenopus tropicalis (tropical clawed frog), 1326 nucleotides. RefSeq names its product forkhead box R1 (gene foxr1). The coding region runs from base 432 to 1151 and encodes 239 amino acids. The record is from RefSeq and is a predicted model, not a curated record. Gene Ontology annotation, cellular component: nucleus. Lineage: Eukaryota; Metazoa; Chordata; Amphibia; Anura; Pipidae. Gene Ontology annotation, biological process: regulation of DNA-templated transcription. The transcript has 7 exons. Gene Ontology annotation, molecular function: sequence-specific DNA binding; DNA-binding transcription factor activity; DNA binding.
UUUCUUGCAGUCUUAAAACAAUGUCUCGGAAGCCUAUGCCUGGAUGAGUGGGAGUUAAUUCAAUUCAUUGGGCUGCUAAAUCUUAUCUUACAGACAUUUUAAAUUUAGAGGCACUGAUUUCUUAAGUCCAAAAAAAUGUAACAGGUUGAAAUAAAAACAUUCCAUUAAUUGUACUACAUUUGAAGCAACAAUGUAUUUGCGUUUUGCAAACAGGAAACCAUAUGAGAAACUUCAUCUAUCAACAGCACUUGAAGAUUGGGAUAUGAGCGAGGAGCUUAAAUUAUCUAUUACGGCAGAUCAAUAUUUUGCUGGUGCUGAUGACAAAGUUGAAAGGUACACCCUGAGACGCCAGCAUAGCACAGAGGUAUCCCCUACAAGGUCAGAGGAAGGUGAUUAUCAAGUGAUCCCCCAACCAGUGGCUCAGGGGCAACAUGUUGCUCCCCAACCCCUUGGAUGUUGCUCUCCGUGCCCCCAAACCAGAGUGCACAUUCCGCCCCAGCCUGUGGCUUGUUGUGGACCCUAACUUGGUGAUUCCAUGCCCUGAGUGGAUUAACCGUAUUCCUCCUGAACCAGAAUUGACCUCUCCACCCUUGCAGCUUCAGAGGCAGCUGUCUAAUGAUUAUUCUACUGUGGAGGAUUCUGAAGAUGAAGCACCAACCUCCUGCAGUGAUGUGUUGACAGAUGAUGAUGAUUCUUAUAACCCAUGGCAACCCAAACACAAGCGCAAGAAAGCAAAGUGUCUGGGUAAAAAGUUGAGGGUCCAAAAAGGCUUAACCCAACUGGAAUCAUGGCCUCGCCCCCCUCUUAAUUACUGCAACUUAAUUUCGCUUGCUUUGAGAAACAGUGAGGAUGGCAGUCUAAAUGUGCAACAAAUCUACAGUUUUGUCAGAGAGCACUUUCCAUUUUUUCGUAUUGCUCCAGAUGGUUGGAAGAACACUGUUCGGCAUAACCUUUGUUUUAGUAGUAGCUUUGAAAAGAGUUCUGGUUGGGUUUGUGCAGAUGGACACAGACGCUCUUGCCUGUGGAAACUAACACGUCAAGGGCGCAGAAAAUUCAGAAAUGAGAUGCAUGCACUAUCUGAUGAUUUGCUGCAUGUGCUAAGAAAGAGCAUGAAAAAGCCAGCACUCAUGGAAUUGAUGUUUGGUAUGUAAGAGUCCCCAUUAUCUGCACUUAUCUCCUUGAUAAUGGCUGACUCUCAACACUCUGAAAAGAAAUUACCAUCCCAGCACUGCACUGAAUAGGGGUCUUAUGAAUUUUCAAUUCUGAUACAUGGAUCUUGGUCUGUUUAUUUUGUUCACAUUCAAUAAAGGAUUUUUGCCCAUCAAA